Messenger RNA from Theobroma umbraticum, 1893 nucleotides. Its product is annotated as 3-isopropylmalate dehydratase large subunit, chloroplastic-like. The record is from RefSeq and is a predicted model, not a curated record. NCBI's taxonomy places the organism in Eukaryota, Viridiplantae, Streptophyta, Magnoliopsida, Malvales, Malvaceae. Gene Ontology annotation, molecular function: 3-isopropylmalate dehydratase activity; 4 iron, 4 sulfur cluster binding. Gene Ontology annotation, biological process: amino acid biosynthetic process.
AGGUCACCACAACCAGCGUCUCCCUGCCGCAAACUCCCUGCGCUAGAGCUCGUCACAUUUCUUUCUGCGCUUGCGCCGCCUCUAUUUCAGAUAACAUACAGAAAAUCAACAGCCCUCUUCUCCUUUUACAUUUCUCUGGUCAUUAAGUAGAAGGGCUGAAUCUUAUGGCAUCCUCUUUGGUUUCUCCUUCCCCAACUUCUUCCUUCAUCAGCAACAAGAAAGAUUUGGGCUUCUCUGCUUUUCCUUCGACAUCUCAAGUUGCUAUUCGCAAAUGGAAGAAACAAGUUUCCAAGAAAAUCGUCUCAGUCAUGGCACCCCAGCAAUCAGAGCGUAAACCAGCCACCACCGGCUCUGUGAAGACUGGAAUGACAAUGACAGAGAAGAUUCUUGCCAGGGCCUCUGAGAAACCACAGUUGAGCCCAGGUGAUAAUGUUUGGGUUAAUGUUGAUAUUCUGAUGACACACGAUGUUUGUGGCCCGGGUUCCAUUGGUAUCUUUAAGAAAGAAUUUGGUGAAAAUGCUAAGGUUUGGGACCGUGAAAAGAUUGUUAUUAUACCUGACCAUUAUAUAUUCACAAGUGAUGAACGUGCAAAUCGUAAUGUGGAUAUUUUGAGGGAUUUUUGCAUGGAGGAAAAUAUCAAGUAUUUUUAUGAUAUUAAAGAUCUUAGCAAUUUUAAGGCUAACCCUGAUUAUAAAGGUGUAUGCCAUGUUGCACUUGCCCAAGAAGGUCACUGCAGGCCUGGGGAGGUUUUGUUAGGGACAGAUUCUCACACCUGUACUGCUGGAGCAUUUGGUCAAUUUGCUACAGGAAUAGGAAAUACAGAUGCAGGCUUUGUCUUGGGCACUGGGAAGCUUCUGCUCAAGGUGCCACCGACUUUGAGAUUUGUGAUGGAUGGUGAAAUGCCUCACUAUUUGCUUGCAAAGGAUUUGAUUUUACAGAUCAUUGGUGAAAUAUCUGUAGCUGGUGCAACAUAUAAAUCCAUGGAGUUUGUUGGAACAACUGUUGAAAGUUUAAAUAUGGAAGAACGUAUGACAUUAUGCAAUAUGGUUGUUGAAGCUGGUGGAAAGAAUGGUGUUGUUCCUCCCGAUAGCACUACAUUUAAGUACCUUGAGGAUAAAACAUCUGUGCCAUAUGAACCAGUUUAUAGUGAUGCACAAGCAAGUUUUCUUUCUGAGUACAGAUUUGAUAUCUCAAAAUUGGAGCCCUUGGUGGCUAAGCCACAUUCUCCUGAUAAUCGUGCUUUGGCAAGAGAAUGCAAAGAUGUUAAAAUUGACAGAGUGUAUAUUGGAUCUUGUACUGGUGGAAAAACAGAAGAUUUUCUUGCUGCUGCUAAAGUCUUUCUAGCUUCAGGUAAGAAGGUCAAAGUUCCCACAUUCCUUGUCCCUGCUACACAAAAGGUUUGGGUGGACAUAUAUACUCUCCCUGUACCAGGAUCUGGUGGGAAGACGUGCUCCCAGAUAUUUGAAGAAGCUGGCUGUGAUACACCUGCAAGCCCUAGCUGUGGUGCUUGUUUGGGUGGCCCUAAAGACACAUAUGCACGCAUGAAUGAACCUAAGGUAUGUGUCUCCACAACAAACAGGAACUUCCCUGGUCGGAUGGGACACAAGGAAGGCCAGAUAUAUCUUGCUUCCCCAUAUACAGCAGCUGCAUCAGCCUUGACUGGUUAUGUCACUGAUCCAAGGGAGUUUUUGCAAUAGAGACUUUGAGUAACUUGUAUAACUUUAAUGUAUAACAGGAGAGAAAAUGGAGAUUUAGUGUUGGGUACUAUUGUGCUAAUGCUGUAAGAUUUUGUUUAGUACCUCCUUUCUUCAUUUUUGGUGUAUUUAUGCCAGAAAUACAAAAUUGGAACAUCUCUUUCUUAAGCUUGAAUAAUAAUGUUGUUAUUUGGUAGCA